Cladophialophora immunda is the source of this 2778-nucleotide messenger RNA. RefSeq lists its product as uncharacterized. The record is from RefSeq and is a predicted model, not a curated record. The coding region runs from base 173 to 2539 and encodes 788 amino acids. NCBI's taxonomy places the organism in Eukaryota, Fungi, Ascomycota, Eurotiomycetes, Chaetothyriales, Herpotrichiellaceae. The transcript is spliced from 3 exons.
UGGGAUCGCAGUUAGAUCGAAGGUGUUGGUGAGGAUAUAAUCCUCGAGGCCAGUGCAGACCUACCUCACGUCGUACAGCAGGGAGACUUGCUACUGUUGUGAGAUUGGCGCAUCGUGUUCAGGAAAAUUCUUUACUCCCCGCCCAUCUCUGUGCAGCCUGCGGCUCUGGUGCAUGGCCCUGUCCAGUCCAUCCUUGUACCCCUCCCGCUCUGCAGCAACAAAGGACCCGGCGCCGGCUGCAAGCGAUUGCCUCCGGUGCCCAACGCCCUCCCUAUCGAUUUCCCCAUCUCAAUCAACUUCUAGGUCCCCACUACUGCAAUCUGGAAACAAAUGCACCCAGAUGUCGACACCUCAGCCCGCUGAGGGUUCUCAUCCUACCUCGAUCCUGAAUUUGACCAAAAAGUUCAGACACCUUGGACGGCUUCCCGCGAGCUGGAUCAAGGCAGCAGACGAUCGUACUCCCCCAGAACAGUCCUACCUCUGCGACACCUGCCUUCGUCUAGAUCUGAACCUCGAGUCAUUCUACAUCAAAGAAGAUGAACGGGACUUUGAAAGGACGCAUAAGCCUCGCUAUCUGGGCAGACUCUCCCAGAUUCGCCAUAAAACCCAUUGCCCUCACUGCCGCCUGGUGCUCGAGAUAGCCGACCGUCCCUCUGAUCAACGAAACCCGAGUCUCCAUGCCGACGAUGAUCCGCUGUGCUACGCACGUUGGGUGAUAGAUGGGCAGGAAGAUUUAGGGCCCGAUCCCAAUCGCCCUGGAGAACAUAUAUUCAAGCCCAGGACACGACGGUUACUAAUAUAUAGUGACCCUCAAGCAUUUAAAGAUGGAUAUAUAGUCCUUCUUGCGGACGACGCUCCCAGCCGAGAAUUCUUCGGGCGCAGGAUUGCUUCUCCUGACCUACUCGAUCCUCACCAACUUCGUCAGUGGCUGCACGACUGCGAAACAUAUCACGGGAUGGAAUGUGAAGAGUCGCUGGUACACCCUGAUCUUCUGGGACAACCGAAAGAUGUCUUUCGCGCGAUCGAUGUGGACAAGAUGUGCAUUGUCGAAACUCCCCAGUCAUCCCGCUAUGUCGCCUUGAGUUAUCUUUGGGGUAAGAACUUCGCCCAAUUGUUUACAACCUCUAAGAACCUGCCGAAACUGUCACAACCGGGUGCGCUCGAGAAGGAAAAACUUCCUCGGACGAUCAAGGACGCCAUCAAGCUCACCAAAAUGUUGCAAGAGAAGUAUCUGUGGACAGAUAGCCUGGCACUGUUGCACGACGACGGAUUUCAAUAUCAUGACGACUGGGUAUAUGCUAGAGCCGCUCUGACCGUGGUUGCGGGUUCGGGUAAGGACGCGAAUGCUGGUCUCCCAGGAGUAAGAAAAGAGUCUCGGACAUUCCAUCAAGAGAUCGAAGAGGUCAAGCCUGGCUUGCGCUUAAUGGUGUCUCAUCUCGCUGAAGAUUAUAUUUCAACCUCACAAUGGGAUUCUCGUGCCUGGACUUUCCAGGAGAGAAUGCUUUCGAGGCGGUGUCUUCUGUUUGUUAAUGGACGGAUAUACUAUCAGUGCCGGCGGACCACUUUCUGCGAAGACAUGGAGAUGCCGCGGUCCAACGGCUGGUCCUUGGACUCGAUCGACAUGCCAACGAGGAUCUUCAGGGAGAAACCCUUUGUUCAGUUCACAUCAGCGGUGGAGCUAUACACCCGACGAGAGUUGACGAAUCCCAACGACAUCCUGAACGCCUUCGAAGGGGUGCAGCUGGUGUUGGAAAAACGGAUAGGAGACAGCAUAUUCUUUGGCGCACUGGAGACAAUGCUGGAUCCCUCAUUGCUGUGGGAGUCAACGAAGAGGUUGUUUCGACGGGUUGGGUUCCCCAGUUGGUCGUGGUCCGGCUGGAUGGGAGAGAUUCAAUGGAAGUACACCGAGGUCGCUCGCUCGUGGAUUGAAUGGCAUGCUGAUCAGGCCGUCGGCAUUCAUUCCUUCCCCAAACAAGCCUAUGAACGGAUACCGCCACCUAUACCCCUGCCCGAAAAUCUUGGACCGAUGUCGCGCCACAACCUGAGCACCAUGCUCCCCUUACUACACUUCCGAACUGUCACGGCGCAGUUCAAACUCACGUCGCCGGCACUUAUUCACAAAUCAGUAAUUUCACCCUUGAGAAAGAGGCUGACUGGCCCGAGUGCCUUGUCCACCGUUCGACCCGCUCCCGCAGACCCUGGACUGAUCAGAGCAGGGAUUGAGGAUCGGAAUGGAUUGUGGUGCGGCACUAUCGAUCUUGAUGCGGCUUGGAUGCCACGUGUUGGGACGCCCCUGGAUUUCUUGGUCAUGUCUAGGGUAAGUAUGUUUACCGAUGAUGAAUUGGCUAUCUGGGAAGGCACAUUACCGGAUGACGUGGAGGACUUGUUGGCGCGUCGGGAUUAUGGCGUUUAUAUCGUCUUGUUGGUUUCCAAGAAAGACGGCAUAUAUCACCGUGAAGGGCUGGGACGGAUCUUGACAGAGGCAUUGGAUAGGGCCCUCGAGCCCGGGCCUAAGUGGGAGGAUAUAGUACUUGGUUGACACAACGGGCACGUUGUAUCUCUUGGACAUGAUACUGGAGAUACUGGAGGACCUCCUUGUCCAAUCAAAGCGUGGAUCAGAGCCACGGAUUGCCACUGGAGAUGCAACCAAUGGAAAUUGUCAAGGCUCGCAAGGCUGCUCGUACUCGUAUUCCGCUUCCAACCAAGAUCGCCAAAAACGUGGUAAUUGCAACCCCUCGCCAGGAACUUGGCCGGCCCCAAAUUGAUCCGCCUCGUCCA